Pelobates fuscus (common spadefoot toad) is the source of this 3580-nucleotide messenger RNA. It is a transcript of the gene OVCH2, whose product is annotated as ovochymase 2. The transcript is spliced from 23 exons. Gene Ontology annotation, molecular function: serine-type endopeptidase activity. Bases 14 to 2920 code for a protein of 968 amino acids. Gene Ontology annotation, biological process: proteolysis. NCBI's taxonomy places the organism in Eukaryota, Metazoa, Chordata, Amphibia, Anura, Pelobatidae. The record is from RefSeq and is a predicted model, not a curated record.
AUCUGUACGUCUUAUGCUUUUAACACUUGCUGUGAUGUCUUCUGUCGAGAACGGGGGAAUGACAGCAACAAGCCAAAGUAGAGCAUCUCGAUGUGGAAAGGUCCUCUUGGCCAGCGAUAUAGUCAACCUCAAUAUGCUUUCUAGAAUUGUCGGGGGACGUCCAGCUGGUAAAGGCCAGCACCCAUGGACGGUUUCUUUAAAACGUAAGGCAAAUCACUUCUGCGGAGGGACCAUAGUCACCUCGACCCAGAUAAUUACAGCGGCUCAUUGUGUGACAGACAGAAAUGCGUUGAAUAACAUACAGGUUUCCGUUGGAGACCAGGAUUUCACAGUCACUGAACCAGCACAAAAGAUAUUUUCCGUCAAAUCUAUAAAGAAGCACCCACAGUUCAAUCCGGGCAAACCAAUCAACUUCGAUAUUGCAAUUCUUGAGCUGAAUGGCCAAAUAACUUUUGAUGAUAGAAUACAGCCAGCAUGUCUACCAACCAUAGACGAGGUGUUUCAGCCUGGUUUAUUGUGUGUUGCUCUUGGAUGGGGGCGUUUGCAAGAAAAUGGUAGGAUCCCUUCCAUGUUAUAUGAGGUUUCCUUGCCUGUCAUCGAUCCCAGAACGUGUACGUCUGUGAUGGCAACUCUAAAAGGAUCCUUGAAGUUUGAAACUAUUAUAUGUGCAGGGUUCCCCGAUGGAGGGAAGGAUGCAUGUCAGGGUGACUCAGGAGGCCCCCUGGUGUGCCAACGAAGCCAAGGAAGCUGGGUUUUAGCUGGUGUCACUUCUUGGGGAAUGGGAUGUGGUCGUAAGUGGAAAAAUAAUGCCUCCCUGAAGGUUAGCAAGAGAGGAUCUCCAGGGAUCUUCACAGAUCUUCGGAAAGUGCUCAGCUGGGUCUCAGUGAAUCUUAACCAAGACACAGCCAACGCAAUCCGCUCAGAAGACAGUUGCAGUAUUAAGGAUGGGAUAUUGGAUGGAAAUGAAGGAGAGAUAAUAUUUCCUGAAGAACCGCAGACACACUACACAAACAAUGAGCUCUGUGAAUGGACUUUGAAAGUCCCCACGGGAAUGAUGAUUUUACUUAAUUUCUCUCGUUUUGACUUGGAGUCAGAUGUUGCGUGCAAUCUGGAUUACCUGGCCAUAUAUUCAGAGGAAGGACAACUCAUCGGAAAGUAUUGCGGCGACAUACUGCCAAGACCGAUCUUAAUUUCUUACAACAUCAUCACAUUAAAAUUCUUCUCCGAUUUUCAAGAAUAUGGGACUGGGUUUGCCUUGAAUUACUCUGCCGUAGAACGUAAUUCUUACCAAGAUUCUAAAUGUGGAUCAAUGGCUGUCCACUUUGAGGAGGGAGAAAUACAAAGUAUGAAUUACCCCAACAAUUAUGCUAGCUUUGCUAACUGCUAUUGGGUCAUCCACGCCCCCAAAUAUUUAAACAUCAAGCUAAGCUUUGAAGACUUUGAGGUUGAAGCCGGCACUAACUGCUCUUACGACAAUGUUACGGUUUAUCAAGAUCUAGAAGCAGAAGAUGAGAUUGGCGUUUUUUGUGGAUUUUCUAUUCCCCCGAGUGUCACCAGCUCUGGCAACAUCAUGCACAUAAAAUUUACCACGGAUGCGACUGAGAACUACAAAGGCUUCCGUGCAUCCUUCUCUUUUGUGACAUCAAGUUACAAGACCUGUGGAACUCCUGCCACACCGCCCAGGUUUAUAUACAGUAAGUUAGUUGGAGCACAAGAGGCCAUGCCUAAUUCGUGGCCCUGGCAUGUCAGCUUACAGUACAGAGCAGUACAUAUAUGUGACGGCGUAAUCCUUUCUGAAUACUGGGUCUUGACAUCUGCCAGCUGUGUGUAUGACAAAAAAGAAUUGCCUGUAAUGUUGCUGGUGGUCGCUGGGUUGCAUGAUCUUUCUCAUUCGGAAAAUAUUCAGAAGCGUUCAGUGAAGCAAAUAUUUGUCCACGCCGAGUUUAACAGGAAGUCAAUGAACUAUAAUAUUGCUCUGCUCCAAGUACAAGAACCAUUCCAAUUCAACCUGUUUGUUCGCCCAAUAUGUCUGCCAGACAAAGACACUGAGGCCAAGGCUUCAAUGCUGUGUGUGGUCUCUGGAUGGGGUCUUCAAGGGAACGUACUGGAGGCUACAAAACUGCAACAACUUGAAGUUCCAAUCCUUCUGAAUGAUAUUUGCAAAGCGUACUACGCAAGCCGUCCUGGGGGGAUCACAGAUCAGAUGUUCUGUGCUGGGUUUCCAGCAGGAGAUAGGAAUGAUACUUGCACAGACCGAUCUGGUGGACCACUGGUUUGUCUGAUGGAUAAUACAAGAUACUUCUCAGUUUUUGGAAUCGUGAACUGGGGGGUUAACUGUAGGGAAAACCCCAAUCCUGGAGUCUACACUAACGUUUUCUCAUUCAUUGAUUGGAUUGGUCAAAUAAUAAAUGGAUCAGCCACAGAAUCGAACAAAACAAUUGGUGAGCUUCCAAAUACAUUUCUCAGGGGAGAUGAAGGAGACGAACCCCCAAUAUCAAAUAACACCAUUUUAUAUAAAGAUCCUUCUUCUAAUGUGUCCUCGGAAGGUGUUUAUUUUGUUGCUGGCUGUGAAGAUGUGAUUUUGUUGCAGCCAGGAGACAUUAAACUAGAUACAAACGGUCAGGCAUAUCCCAGUGGCUUCAGCUGCCAAUGGAGAAUCAUUGCCCCAAAAGAUCAAGUCAUCAAGCUGGACCUCAAACUAUUGCAUAUGCCAACAGAAUCGAAAAAAAAGUGCUGUAAUUCUUUGGUGGUUUACGAUGGAAUUUCCAAUGGUAAAAUAUUGAAAGCCCAGCUAACUGAUGACAUGGUUCCGUGUACUGUAUGGUCUGAAAGUUCUGCUGUUACUGUAGCAAUCUCAACCAGCUCUGGGAAUCCUCAGCUCCAAUUGUUGCUGGUCUAUAGUUUCCACAGCAAGGAAUAGUCACUUCUGGAGGUCUCUCUAGGUGACACGCAGUGAAUUAUUUCAUCUGUAGGACAGUGUUUCCGAACCUUGGUUUUUGACCUUUGCCAACCCCCUCCCUUUUUUCUACUAGUACGUGUUUAAGGACAGGUGCACAUGAAUGAAAAAAAAAUGAACUCACCUGCACUCAUGUCACAGUUUGCUGCUCUGGUUUCUUACUCAAAUUAUUUUGCAAUCAAUCUAUUUAAUUCUGUUUUGUGUUUGUAAUAAAUUUAAAAUCAUUAAUAUAAUUAUGAUGAAACAAAAAUAGUUAUUAAUAUGAUGCGAUGUACAACAAAAUGACCGUUUUGAAAACAAUGAAUUUUUCAGACAGUGAAGUCUAAUAGACAGGCUCUCUUACGUGACUUGGUUUAUCUUUGAAAAGUUAAAUUCAUGUCAUAUUCCCAUGGGGAUUCCCUGAGUGCAGUAAUGUAAUAACUACAUUUUCCAUGAUGCUGUGCUUGUCUUUAGACUAGGUGUUAUGGGAAGCUUAUGCCACAAGUUUAUACAGUUGAUAAUUGGAGCUUUGACAGGCAUGAGACAAAACAUAGGUGAGAAUAAGAGUGUUAAUUUUUAGGGAACUCUCCAAGUGCCCAAAGCACUACAGCACACACGCCGUCGUUGUUCUGGUGCCAGGAAUUA